CAAUCUCAGCACAUGGUCGGCGAGGGGAUGCCUGACGAGCUGAUGCAAGCUUGUAUUGUAUUGUGUCAGGAGUAUUGUCAGCCAGAGAAGGUGCUUAAGAUAUUACUGGAGUAUUCUUGUCUAGAAAAAGAAAAGUCAUAAUGUUCCAGUUGGCUGAGAUACGUCACAUGGUUCGUAUCCCUCCGUGGCUCUUUGGCCAAACACUUAAUGAUGCAGUGGUGGAAGAGCUGAAUCGGAAACUUGCCAAUAAGGUGGUUUUGAAUGUUGGACUAUGCAUAGCUUUGUUUGAUGUGACAUCUUUGGGAGACUCAUACAUUUUCCCUGGUGAUGGAGCUUCACAUACACGUGUCACAUUUCGAUAUGUUGUAUUUAGACCAUUCAUGGAAGAGAUCUUAGAGGGAACCAUCAAGUCUGCAGAUGCUGAUGGUCUCCAAGUAAGCCUUGGAUUCUAUGAGGAUGUUUAUAUCCGACGGGAUGCCAUGAUGACAAACUCUCACUUCGAUGAGACUGAUGGAACUUGGGUGUGGGAUUACCAGACAGAUGAUGAAACGCAUCAUCUUUUCAUGGAUAUUGGGGAAAAAGUACGCUUCAAAGUGAUAGCAGAACAGUUUACUGAUACAACUCCAUCAGCACCUGGUAUGACUGAGGGAGAUGGUGCAGUAGCAGACAGGAAGGAAGGAAAAAUUCCCUACAUUGUAUUUGGAGCUAUCAAUGAUCAAGGUUUGGGGUUAGUGUCAUGGUGGACAAAUGCCAAUGGUGACCAAGGUGACGAAGAGAGGGAGGAAGAGGAGGAAGAGGAAGCAUGACCACGGUAUCCACAGUGGGCAUCCACAUUUGCGUUAUGAGACCACUGCCAUUUUUGCAUGUUUUCAAAAACUGCAAAAAUGACACUGAGAGAAAACUUGUGUUCACAUAUAGGUCUGUGAUCGUAUGAAUAGGUAUGAACACUUUUACACUAUGUGUCAAAAGUGUUAUAUAGUUUGUUUGUUUUAUUUGUUGUUGUUGGUUUAGGCAAAGUGAAACUGAGGGAUUGUUGAGUGUGUAGAUCAGAUGAUGGCUUGGAAACCUUGGUGGUUACUGAAUUAUUACACACACAGCAGAUUAUUUCACUUAAGCAACUAUGAUAUAAUGUGCAAAUGCUAUUAUGUAUGAUAGCUAAAAUAUAUUUGCUGUGUUAAACUUCAUAUUGUUUAUAAAACUAGUCAUAAUGUAUCUGUAAUUAAUAUGCAUGUUCUUUGUCAUAUAAUCAGGUUUGCCAUAGGAAUAUUUUGCAUCUUUAGGCAUCUUUCUACCAAAAAUAUUUGCAGGAGGAAGAGUUAGUAUAUAGCAGCUGUGUUUCAGAUGACGAAAAGAAAAUCUUGAAAGAUUAUUACGAGAUGGCCUACAUAUUCAAAUAUGCUAAUGUUAAUUUCAACAUUUUCUUACUGGAAUAUCAUUAUCAUCAGCAUUAUCCUCAUCCUCAUCCUCAGUUUUCUUUUUUUCUUCUCAUUAUUAUUAUUAUUGUUAUUAUUGCUAUAAUAUUAUUACUGUUACUAUAAC
Messenger RNA from Penaeus vannamei (Pacific white shrimp), 1539 nucleotides. RefSeq names its product RNA polymerase III subunit H (gene Polr3H). Gene Ontology annotation, cellular component: RNA polymerase III complex. NCBI's taxonomy places the organism in Eukaryota, Metazoa, Arthropoda, Malacostraca, Decapoda, Penaeidae. The record is from RefSeq and is a predicted model, not a curated record. Gene Ontology annotation, biological process: transcription initiation at RNA polymerase III promoter; DNA-templated transcription.